This is a messenger RNA of Asparagus officinalis (garden asparagus), 1818 nucleotides long. RefSeq lists its product as uncharacterized. The record is from RefSeq and is a predicted model, not a curated record. The transcript is spliced from 2 exons. Bases 1 to 1818 code for a protein of 605 amino acids. Lineage: Eukaryota; Viridiplantae; Streptophyta; Magnoliopsida; Asparagales; Asparagaceae.
AUGGAUAUAUUAGAAGGAAACCCAUAUGCAAAAUUUCUGCGGAAACUAAAUGAUUUUCCAUCUCUUGAAGACUUCAAGAUCAUUAUAAAUAGAGAUGCUGCAGUAGAUCAACGUGUUUACAACUCGCCAACAGUGGAUCAGGUUGCAGCUGUCUGGGUAGAGGGAAAUAAUGAUAAUGUUCCGUAUGAGAGAGAAAUAGUUAUCCAUUCACACUCCAGCAAGAAUCAUCAAGUUAAGCACUAUUUUGGUUGUUAUGGUCCUUUACAUUAUCCUUUACUCUUUCCAGGCGGAGAUGUUGGAUGGCACCAAAAUAUUAAAAGAAGGGAUAAAAAUGAUAUUCACCGGUCAAAACAAGUAAAUACAAUAUCUCAAGUAACUCAGCAAACUUUUACAUCUGCAGAAGACAUAUUUAAACGAGAAAGAGAAGGUGUUAAAGCACCAAAGGCGGGAAGCGUCUCAUGUCGAGAAUAUUAUUGUUACAAGUUCCAGAUAAGAGACACUCGACAAUCUACUGUAUUAACAUCGGCAGGCCGGUUGUUCCAUCAAUAUGCUGUUGAUAUGUACAUAAAGCUUGAAACAACAAGACUUAAUUAUUUUAGAAAGAAACAAUCAGAAAUCAGAGCAGAGUUAUUCCAAGGCAUAGUCGAUAGUGUAGCUGCUGGAGAAGCAAAAGCAUGUCAAGUCGGAAAAAGAAUAGUGCUGCCAUCAUUAUUUAUUAGUGGUCCUAGAGAUAUGCGUCGUAGAUAUCUUGAUGCAAUGUCAUUAGUACAACAAUUUGGCAAACCAGAUAUUUUCAUCACAAUGACAUGCAAUCCUGAAUGGGAAGAAAUCACGGAGGAGCUACAUCCAGGACAGACACAUAAUGAUAGACCGGAUCUAACCUCAAGGAUAUUUAGAGGAAAAUUGCAAGACCUGAAAGAUCAGCUAUUUAAAAAGGAAAUCUUUGGAAAAGUUGCUGCCCAUGUUCAUGUCAUCGAGUUUCAAAAAAGAGGGUUGCCUCAUGCACACAUGUUGAUUAUUCUAAUGGGAAAACACAAAAUCGUCUCAUCAGAUCAUUAUGAUAAGUACGUAUCAGCAGAAAUUCCAAACCAGUAUGAAAAUCCAAUCCUAUAUGAACUGGUAAAAAAACAUAUGAUGCAUGGCCCUUGUGGAGAGUUAAAUACGAAGAAUGUUUGCAUGCAAAAUGGCGAGUGUAAAUAUCACUACCCUAGAGAGUUUUCUCCGAGAUCACUACAAGCGAAAGAUGCUUACCCAGUUUAUAAAAGGAGCAAAAAUAACAGAACAAUGUUGGUUCGAAACAAAAUCCUUAAUAAUCAAUGGGUGGUACCUUAUAAUCCCUAUUUGCUGACACGUUAUAACUGUCACAUCAAUGUUGAAAUAUGCUCAGGCAUAAAAGCAGUUAAAUACCUUUAUAAGUACAUAUAUAAAGGCCAUGAUAGAGUGGCAGUAGACAUUGAGUAUAAUGAAGGUGAAAAAGUUGUGAAUGAAAUCAAAAAUUUCCAAGAUGCAAGAUGGGUAUCAGCUCAGGAAGCUUUCUGGAGAAUAUAUGAAUUUCAUCUUAAUGAGAUAUUCCCGGCUGUCAUUAACUUACAACUUCACAUGCCAAAUCAUCAAUAUGUUUCUUAUUGGAAACAUCAAGACCUAUCGAAAUUGAUUCACUUGGAACAUGUCUCCAAGACGAUGCUUACAGAAUUUUUUACUAUGUGUAAAAAAAUUAAAGAAGGUAACAAGAAGAAACAUGAAAAGGACCAUGAAAAGGAGUUAUUAUAUGUGGAAUUUCCUGAAUAUUAUGUUUGGGAUUCAACAUCAAAAUCUUGA